Molecule: messenger RNA, 2659 nt
Organism: Dendrobium catenatum
Lineage: Eukaryota; Viridiplantae; Streptophyta; Magnoliopsida; Asparagales; Orchidaceae
Product: protein LHY
Exons: 5
Coding region: 1-2157 (718 amino acids)
Source: RefSeq, a predicted model, not a curated record
AUGAAGGAUUUGAGCAAGAUUUAUGUUAAAUCCUGGCAAACAGGAUUUAGGGAAUUGUUAAAUCUAACAGUGAGUAAAAUCCUUUGUUUCCCUCUUUUUGCCAUAAAUAUCACGUUUACUAAGUUUGGGAGUUUUGCGGAUUUACUAGAUUUGGCUGAAGAAGAGUGCGAAAGGAAGAAAGAUGGUUACCUUAGCAACAAGCAAGCUCCCGUCGUGGUCGUUCCUUCCGAUCCAACAGAAAACGGCGAGGAGGUGGUACCUCAGAUCCGACAGAACGAAACGUCGUCGAAUGAGGCAAAGAAGUUAUUUAGCGACUCCUUCAAAACUACCUCUCAUAUGAAGCAGUGGGCAUUUCCACAUCAGUUGGAGAAAGAAUCAGCUGCGAAAGGAAUUCCUUUUGGGCAAGCUAAUGACAUAGAUAUCCCUCCUCCACGACCUAAGAGAAAGCCUAACAGUCCGUACUCUCGUAAAACUAGAGUUUGUUGUGUACCUCCUGAUGCAGAAGCAGUUGAUGAGAAAACAUUAACAUCCAUCAGUUACCGCACAAUCAAUAAGCAAGACUUUCACUUGGAGAAAAAUGCACCAGUAGAUGUUUGCCCUCCAUUAAAAUCAGUGCAAGGAACAGAUGUCUUUUCUGAUGGGAGUAAUUGUUCGUUAGUUCUAAAUCUUUUCCAAAAUGCUCCAUCUACUUCGGUCUGCUCUGACAACAAAGACUCAACCAAACCAAUAGGUUUCAUAGAGUUUGUUCCCAUGGUGAAAGAACCAAAAGAGUUACAGAACGUGGGAGGAUCUUCUCCGUCAUUUGAACUCAAUAGGGAAUCUAGCAUGAAUGUCAUGACUAUAUCAGAUCAAGCACUAGAUAGGAUAAAUGGAGUUAGCAUUGAUCUGCAUGAACUACAAACAAGUUCUGAUAUUCAGCAAGAUGCUCAGGGCCAUGAAGAUCAGGUAGCUAAAGGCAUUCAAUCAACCUGCAUUGAUGGAAACCCUAAUGUUACAGUUGAGAGUGGAGGUUUCCCUUCCAGUGCUAGUCCAUUUAUGAACCACCCAGUAGCAAUACCUUUUGGAUUCCGUUCCAGUUCGUCAAUUUCCUCCCUUCAUCAGCCAGCUUUCCCUCCAUUUGCUCGGUUCCACAGUAGCCAGGAUUUCUACAGGUCAUUCCUUGGUUUUUCGUCAAAUUUUUCUAGUCUCAUAAUCUCAACCUUGCUGCAAAAUCCAGCUGUGGACGCAGGGUGUAUGGCCGCAUCUCUAUGGCCUUCUGGAGAAAUGGAUUCUUUAAUGGAUUCCUCGACUAUGGCAGCUAUUGCUGCUGCGACAGUUGCUGCAGCAGCAUCAUGGUGGGCAUCUCAAGGACUUCUCCCAUUCUUUCCUUCCAACCUUGCAGCCGGGUUUACAUGUCCUCUACAACCCGAUGCAUUUCCCAAUGUGAACACAGGUCAGUCUCCACAUGAUAAAAUGGAAGGAGACAAUGCCUACCAGAAUUCUUCAACAACUGAUCAGAAAGAUAUAGCCGUUUGUCCUGAAAGAUUGAGAUACUUGAAAACACACACUUCCUCAUCAAAACCACUGUUACACUCAUCAUCAGAUUCAGAAAUUGGAAAUGAAGCCUCUAAUGUCAACAAUGUAAAAGCAUUUUCUUGUAAUAAUAAUUCAGAUGAAGCAAUGAUCAGUAAUAAACCAGAACGCUCUUCUUGUGGCUCCAACACUCCUUCCAGCAAUGAAGUGGAGACAGAUGCAGCGCUCAUGACUAAUGUUGAAAAAAAAGAUGAGGAUAAACAAGUACAAUUCCAAAAUCUUCCACUUGGUGAUUUCAAUGUUCAUCGUGCUCGAAGUAGUGGAAGCAUGAAUGAAUCGUGGAAGGAGGUUUCCCAAGAGGGUCGUCUUGCUUUCCAAGCACUUUUUGGCAGAGAUGUCCUACCUCAGACCUUUUCACUUCAACUUGUUAAGGUUGAAAAGGGAUUUCCAAAGGACACGCUGGCGGGAAGAGACAAGGUUGAUGAAUGUGGCUUUCUUUCAAACAAAAUUGGACAUGGAAAUGCGAAACUGCAUCGAACCGGAUUCAAACCUUACAAGAGGUGCUCUGCACAAGUUGAGGAUAAUAGUUCAGCUCAUAACGAAACCAGUAACAAGAGAAUUUCUAUACGAGAAGCUUCGUCUUGACAAAACUUCUCUGAUUAUCAUGAUGAGCUCGCUGUAGAUUGUAGCUUCUAGAUCAUGAAGCCUGCCUUCGUGCAUCAGAUCUUGAAUACUUUGCGUGUACAUCGUAUCUUCUUUUUGUCGUGGUAACUGGGGGCAGACAAGCAGCGACGCUUUGCAGUAAAGUGAACUGCUUAGAAGCUGCCCAUCUACGGCUGGUCAGAGCUAAUCUAAUGUCGCUCAGCAUUGUAAAUUAGCAGUCUAAUUACCCUGUGCUGUUAUGUAAAGUCAGUUACUCUUCUAUCUAUUUAUAAAGACGUCCUAAUAUUCAUCUCCUACUGCUCCUCUCCAAACAAUAAACUACUUCUAAAAUUGUAAGAGGUGUGAGGAAAUAAAACUUACUUGGCCUCACACUUUUAGGAUGAGUUUAUUUAAUUACAAGUGCGCAUAUAAUAAUGCGUUGUCUCAAAGCACUUUUGUAGAAUCGAUUAAUUAAUAUUUUGCCUGCAAAACUGUUGCUCUCUCA